Fraxinus pennsylvanica is the source of this 1332-nucleotide messenger RNA. The record is from the annotation of a GenBank genome assembly. Lineage: Eukaryota; Viridiplantae; Streptophyta; Magnoliopsida; Lamiales; Oleaceae.
AUGCAUUUAAAACAUGGGCUUUUAACCUACUGCAUAGCAAUUCACAUUUUAGUUAAAUCGAGGCUUAUCAAGGAUGCUAAAGCAAUGCUAGAAUCAGCUUUAAUGAAAGCAUCCUCCAAUGGUAAUUCUCAAGUAUUCACUGUUCUUCAUUCGUUAAUUGAUAGCUAUGAAGUUGUUGGCUCAAUUCCUUUUGUGUUUGACUUGUUUAUACAAACUUGUGCAAAGUUGGGAAUGGUUGAUGAUGUUCUUGAUGCUUGUAAAUUUUUGAAUGUACAUGGGUUUACAUUGAGUGUGAUUAGUUUUAAUACUUUGCUUCAUGUUAUGCAAAAAUCUGAGGGAGUCCACUUAGUUUGGGCUGUGUAUGAGCACAUGAUAGAGUCAAGAAUUUAUCCAAAUGAAGUGACUGUUAGGAUUAUGGUGGGUGCUUUGUGUAAAGAAGGGAAGUUGAAGAAAUUUCUUGAUAUUGUGGAUAGAAUGCAUGGGAAGAGGUGUUCAGUUCCUGGGUUGAUAGUAAAUACUUGUUUGGUGUAUAGGAUGAUAGAGGAGGAAAGAAUUGAAGAUGCAGUGGUGUUGUUGAAGCGAAUGCUGCAGAGGAAUAUGAUCUUGGAUAAUAUUUCUUAUUCUUUGGUUGUCUUUGCGAAGGUGAAGAUGGGGAAUUUGGAAGCUGCAAAGCAGAUUUAUGAGGAAAUGCUCAAGAGAGGUUUUGAAGGGAAUGCUUUUGUAUAUAGUUUAUUUAUUGGGGAAUAUUGUGAGAAGGGGAGGAUUGAGGAAGCAGUUGGGUUCUUGGAAGAAAUGGAAAAUGUGGGCCUAAAGCCAUAUGAUGAAACCUUCAAUCAUUUGAUUAAAGGUUGUUCUACUUCUGGACGAUUGGAGGCUAGCUUGAAAUUUUGUGAGAGAAUGGUUACUACGGGGCUUGUUCCUAGUUGUUCAGCGGUUAAUGAGAUGUUUAGUAAGCUGUGUGAAAAUGGGGAUGCCAAUAGGGCUAAUGACAUGUUGACUGUUUUGUUAGAUAAAGGGUUUGUUCCAGACAAGGGUACAUAUUCCUAUCUUGUUGCAGGCUAUGGUAAAGAUGGUGAUGUUGAUGGAGUUCUAAAGCUUUAUUUUGAGAUGGAACACAAAUUACUUAUGCCUGAUUCGUUGGUUUUCACUUCAUUGAUUAUCAGUCUCUGCCAAUGGGGGAGAUUAAAAGAAGCGGACCAUUAUCUGGAGAAAAUGAAAGCUCGAUCACUAGUUCCGAGUUCAUAUGUCUACAAAACGCUGGUUGCUGGCCACUUGCAGAAGGGAGACAAAAUGAGAGCUAAUAAACUUUACACUGAAAUGGUUGGAGAAUGA